Trifolium pratense (red clover) is the source of this 1962-nucleotide messenger RNA. RefSeq names its product monothiol glutaredoxin-S17. Lineage: Eukaryota; Viridiplantae; Streptophyta; Magnoliopsida; Fabales; Fabaceae. The record is from RefSeq and is a predicted model, not a curated record. The transcript is spliced from 3 exons. The coding region runs from base 302 to 1777 and encodes 491 amino acids.
AUAAAGAGUUUAAUUAAUAAACUAAUAGGUACUAACGGUAACGGUGUAAAAUAGUUUUACACGAUCGGCUAAUAAAUAACUAUUAUUUUGCCAUGUCAUGUCAAGAAAGUGGAAUGAAGUGAGGUGAUGUGGCAGAAAACAUUGUUGAUAUUGAUUGAUAGCAUAAAACUAUUUUAAACCGUCGGUGCAUAUUAAUUAAAUCUUAAUAUAAUUUUUUCUUUUUUUGGUUAUAUAGCAAGAAUUAGGGUUUGUAAACGUGAUCAUUCAAUUCAUCAUCAUCAUCAUCAACGAGAGUAGAAGAAUGGGCGGGUCGGUGCGAGACGUGAAGUCAAAGGCAGAGUUAGAUGAAGCGGUUAGCGGUGGUUCUCCCGUCGUGCUCCACUUCUGGGCAUCAUGGUGUGAAGCUUCUAAACACAUGGACCAACUCGUCUCUCAUUUAGCCACUGAUUUUCCUCAUACCCAUUUCUUAAGGGUUGAAGCUGAAGAACAACCUGAGAUAUCUGAGACUUAUUCUGUUUCUGCUGUUCCUUUUUUUGUCUUCUUCAAGGAUGGCAAGACCAUUGACACAUUGGAGGGAGCUGAUCCAUCAAGUUUAGCUAACAAGGUUUCUAAAGUAGCAGGCUCGAUUAACCCUGGUAGUGCUGCAUCACCUGCUAGUCUUGGGAUGGCUGCAGGAUCUGCUGUUCUCGAAACAGUGAAAGAAUUAGCACAAGAAAAUGGUUCUUCAAAGGAUAAAAGUAAAGUUCAACAAGGGCUUAGUAGUCAUCUGAAAAAGCGAUUACAGGAGCUUGUCGACUCUCAUCCUGUCUUGCUUUUCAUGAAGGGAAGUCCUGAAGAACCAAAAUGUGGAUUUAGCAGUAAAGUUGUUGAUAUUUUGAAGGAAGAAAAUGUGAAGUUUGGAAGUUUUGAUAUCCUCUCGGAUCCAGAGGUUCGUGAGGGCUUGAAGAAGUUUUCCAAUUGGCCCACAUUUCCUCAGCUUUACUGCAAAGGAGAACUUCUUGGCGGGUGUGACAUAGCAAUUGCUAUGCAUGAGAGUGGGGAAUUAAAGGAUGUUUUCAAAGAUCAUGGUAUUGAUACCAUUGAUAAAGCAGAUAUAACAGAUUCAGGAAACGCCAAGGGUGGCAUCUCUAAAUCUACUGAUUUGAGUACAACAUUAACCUCUCGGCUGGAAAGUCUGGUCAAUUCAGGCUCAGUUAUGUUGUUUAUGAAGGGAACACCAGAUGCACCUAAGUGCGGUUUCAGCAGGAAGGUGGUUGACAUUCUCCGACAAGAAAAUGUUCCCUUUGAGAGUUUUGACAUUCUUACUGAUGAAGAAGUCCGUCAAGGACUUAAGGUUUAUUCAAACUGGUCAAGUUAUCCUCAACUAUAUAUCAAGGGGGAGCUUAUUGGCGGAUCAGACAUAGUGUUGGAGAUGCAAAAAAGCGGGGAACUUCAGAAAACUUUACAGGAGAAAGGGAUUCUUCCAAAAGAGACCAUUGAAGAUCGUUUGAAGAAAUUGAUCGCCUCUUCCCCUGUGAUGCUCUUCAUGAAGGGUACCCCAGAUGCUCCAAGAUGUGGUUUUAGUUCCAAAGUUGUAAACGCCCUCCGAGAGGAGGGUGUGGUGGAUUUUGGUCACUUUGAUAUACUGAGUGAUGAUGAGGUGAGACAGGGAAUAAAGGUAUUCUCAAACUGGCCUACCUUUCCUCAGCUUUACUACAAAAGUGAACUGAUAGGCGGUUGCGAUAUCAUUUUGGAGCUGCGAAAUAAUGGAGAGCUGAAGUCAACUUUAUCUGAGUAGGUUUGUUGUUAAUCCUUCAAAUAAUUAAGAUUGUAUCUUAUAAGCCAUUUUAGCUGUGAGUAUUGAAUCGUCUCUGAUGAACAAGGCAAAUUUUAUCCUGGUGCCAUGAGGUUGUGUUUGUCUGACAUUAUAAUGUUUUACAUGGUUACUCUCUACUAUAUUUGAUAUGUGGCUGUUUUAUUCAA